This is a messenger RNA of Paramecium tetraurelia, 1121 nucleotides long. RefSeq lists its product as uncharacterized. The transcript has 4 exons. The record is from RefSeq and is a predicted model, not a curated record. NCBI's taxonomy places the organism in Eukaryota, Ciliophora, Oligohymenophorea, Peniculida, Parameciidae.
AUGUAAAAAUUAGGAAAACUGGGAUUUGUAAAUUAAUUAAUCAUUAUCACUUUAUAUUGUAUUUAAAAUUAACAUCAAAUGGAGGCAUUUUUUGAUUUCAGUUAUUUCCAAGAUCUCAGAAAAAUUUGUUCUUAGGAUACUUACAAGGAAAAGCUAAGGGUCUUCCUAUUUAAUCCGUAUAUGGAAUUGAAGGAGCACCAAGAAAUAGUGGACCUCUUCAUUGAAUAUGCGGAAUUGUCUCGCGAGUAUGGAAUCACUUUCGAACAUAUGAUCAAUCAUAACAUUGGCAUUAAAGAACCCUAAUUCUAUCAUUACUUUUUCAAUAAGCUCAAAGAGACCAAUUCCAGAAAAGCUCUCUAAUGUAUUUAAAUGGCUAAGCAAUUUUGUUAUUCAAAUUUUGAACAAAUCGAGAGUAUGAACAAGGAAUUGGAGAACAUCCUCCUCUUCUAAUUCGAAUCCUAUUAUCAUUCUCAAAACUGCUCCAAAAAACAAAUAGAAGAGAAACUCAAACAAUUUGAACUCAAGUUCUAUUAAUCCAAGAACAAGAGAAUCCAAAUCCACAUCGAUGAACAAUACAGAAAACUAGAUCUCAAAGCCAUCAUCCAUGAAAUCGAGUCAUUCAAAGAGAACAAAUGCCAUCCCAACAACUCCGCUCAAAUCCCAAUCGCCUAAUCCUACUUUCUGAAUCCAGAAGAAGCAGACUUCAACAGCCAACUUGAAUCAAAGGAAUUCAAACUCACCAAACCCAAAUUUCAGAACAAUCGCAGCAACCUUCAAAUAGCCCCUCAAUCCCCUAAUUUCUCUAAUGACAUUGCUGUAUCGGAAGAAAUCAAUAAACUCACUCCCAUCAGUUCCUCUUCCACAUCCAGUAGAUACAUCUUCAAAAUGAAUAACAAUUACAACAUCAAAUCCAACCAACAACAAAAAUUAAUUAUACCAAUACCCACAAUCAAUUAAUAAAUCAGUCCAUUAAAGUCAUUGAACAGAAUGAAGUACAAAAGCAUCCAGAAACUAAGAUAACUGAUUUUUGAAGACAACGUUAAAAGUUCUGUCAAGGAACCCUUAAAGUUUGAUUCCCCUUAAUGAUUUAUAUACUCAUAUACUUAGAACAGUAUAAUUAA